AUGUGUAGCAACAGACGACAGUGUAUUAAAAUGAACUAUAUUUGUGAUGGCGUUAAAGAUUGCAGUGAUUCUUCGGACGAAAGAUUUUGUAGUAAGUACAGGUGUAUGAAUAGUAGAAGCUUCAUUGAAACAGAAAGCUUUAACAGAGUACAACAAUGCUCUGAUCGUGAAUAUCAAUGCGAAGAUAACAGCGGUUGCUUUAGGUUAAAUCGGGUUUGUGAUAGUAAUAUUGACUGCCGAGAUGGCUCUGAUGAAAAGGAUUGUGGUAAAUCUUGUCCUUCUACUCAGUUUAGCUGUUCUGAUGGGAAAACGUGUAUUGCUCGAUCCUUAGUAUGUAAUCGGCAACGUAAUUGUCCCGAUGGAUCAGAUGAAAGAGACUGCUCAAUUAGUCAGCGACGAUGUGGUAGCAAAGAAUUUGCUUGUCUAGAUGGCAGCGGCUGCAUUGCAAAAUGGCGUAUCUGCAACGGGGAACAGGAUUGCAAUGAUGGAUCAGAUGAAUAUAGCUGCUCAAGAAAUCGUUGUGGUAUUAGCCGCUUUAAGUGCAAGGGUAACGAUCAAUGUGUGUCUUCCUUUCAAGUUUGUGAUAAAAUCCGUGACUGUGUUGAUGGGUCCGACGAAUCUCAAUGUGCUGAUCGAAAAGAAUGUGGGGAUCGAUUUUCGUGCUUUAAUGGCAGAGAAUGUAUUGUUAAUGAAAAGAAAUGUGAUGGUUAUCCUGAUUGUUCUGAUUCAUCCGACGAGCUCAACUGUGGUGAACAGUUUGAAUGUCUAAUCACCAUACAAUGCAUCGAUAAAGAUAAAGUUUGCGAUAAUAAUGAUGACUGUGCCGAUGGCAGCGACGAAUUUGGAUGUUCUAGUAACGCUAUUAAAUCAAUUUCUCGCGUGUAG
Messenger RNA from Trichoplax adhaerens, 885 nucleotides. RefSeq lists its product as uncharacterized. Lineage: Eukaryota; Metazoa; Placozoa; Uniplacotomia; Trichoplacea; Trichoplacidae. The transcript is spliced from 7 exons. The record is from RefSeq and is a predicted model, not a curated record. The coding region runs from base 1 to 885 and encodes 294 amino acids. Gene Ontology annotation, molecular function: protein binding.